UGUUUAUCUAUAGCAACAUAACCUCUACAACCAACAACGCCUGCGGCUUGCUUCUUGUAAUCGUGGUGUUCGACCGGCGUCUCCCUGUCUUUUGCCCCGAAAUUCUAUUUUAAUUUGUUCGUGACAAACGAAAUUCUGCCUCUUCAACCAUUUAGUAAAUCCAAUGGCAAAGCAUCAUCCUGAUCUAAUUUUUUGCAGGAAGCAACCUGGUGUUGCUAUUGGCAGAUUGUGUGAAAAAUGCGAUGGAAAGUGUGUAAUUUGUGACUCCUAUGUCCGGCCGUGCACGUUAGUCCGUAUUUGUGAUGAAUGUAACUAUGGUUCCUAUCAAGGUAGAUGCGUAAUCUGUGGUGGUCCUGGAGUAUCUGAUGCAUAUUAUUGUAAAGAAUGCACAAUACAAGAAAAAGAUAGAGAUGGAUGUCCUAAAAUCGUCAACCUUGGCAGUUCAAAGACAGAUCUUUUCUACGAGCGGAAAAAGUAUGGAUUCAAGAAAAGAUGAAGAUCUUUCUGCAUUUAUUUCACCGAUUGUAUAUAUUUUUCAUUCAAUGAUGAUAUCAUGAGCUGCGUCUCAACUAUUCAUCUUAAUUUUAUUCGUGAUGGUUUUUAAAUUUUGUACAGAUUUCUAGAUAUAAUGAAGAAAGAUUGGAUCAAUUAAAA
Messenger RNA from Bemisia tabaci, 654 nucleotides. It is a transcript of the gene Phf5a, whose product is annotated as PHD finger protein 5a. Gene Ontology annotation, biological process: mRNA splicing, via spliceosome. Lineage: Eukaryota; Metazoa; Arthropoda; Insecta; Hemiptera; Aleyrodidae. The record is from RefSeq and is a predicted model, not a curated record.